Molecule: messenger RNA, 3000 nt
Organism: Penicillium alfredii
Lineage: Eukaryota; Fungi; Ascomycota; Eurotiomycetes; Eurotiales; Aspergillaceae
Exons: 2
Coding region: 1-3000 (999 amino acids)
Biological process (GO): translational elongation
Molecular function (GO): translation elongation factor activity; GTP binding; GTPase activity
Source: RefSeq, a predicted model, not a curated record
AUGGCAUCCAUCUUUACGUAUGACCCGGACCCUCCUCGGGUGUCAUCCCCUUGGUCAACCUCGGGGUCCUCGACGCCCCAGAUUACCACCCAAGGCAGCCGUGGCUUGGCUAUUCGCGCCCGCUCAAGCACCACGCUGGACCGUGCGGACCCAGAUGUAUUGUCCGACUAUGGCAUCACCAAACUGGAGCCGGAGCCCCAAGAGGGUCCCACAGAGUACAAACUGCAUAUUUUGCUCCGUCCCCGGCGUCCGUACCUAGCCAUGUCUACUGGGAAUGUAGUUGCUGGGUCGUAUCAUUCGCGGGCCAGCCUGCCGCCGACAUCGAACUCGGCGUCUCCGGGCCAGGAGACGCCCCUAAGGCCCAUGCAGGCAAAGUCCUCGCAGAGCCGCCAGCAACGACUCCAGGGUCUGACAACGCAGCUGUUAUGGCGUCUGCAGCAGUCCUCUCCAUUUCAUUCUUCUACGACCUCCAACCUUGUGGUCCCUGUUCUCCCGGAGGCCACACCGAAAUUGGGCGUGCCGGCGAAGCCAGCUCGUCUCCUUCCGGGUCUCGAGGAAAGCCAGGGAGCGCUAUAUGAGAUUGGGGUUGCCGAUGAUGGCACAUUUGUCGGCCUUACGCAGGAUGAGCUCGACGAGAGCGUGACCAAUCUGCAGGCCAUGGCUGCGAGUCUUGGGUGCCGGGUCGAGAUCCUGCGUCGAGUUAUCGUCGGCCAGUGUGAAUGGGCCGAAGACUCGCCAUUGGCGCCGUCUGACCUGACAAAGAACCGUACGGAGAGUCUCUGGGUCGCAGAGGCUCUGGUCAGUCCCGAUUUGGAUUUCUACAACCUAUCUCCUGUUCAGGCCCGACAAAAACCCGACGGUUCUGCAGUCAUUGAAUCGGGACCUCGGCCUGUUUCGGAAGAGGACUACUCUCACACCGAGCAAAUCCGGGUCUCUAUCGCGGGACCCAGCACCGCAGGAAAGUCUUCACUACUGGGGACUUUGACCUCUUCAUCGCUUGAUAAUGGGAGGGGCAAGAGUCGGCUGAGUCUACUCAAACAUCGCCACGAGAUUUCGUCUGGUAUCACCAGCUCUGUCGCUCAAGAGUUGCUCGGAUAUACUGAGGAUGUGCCGUCCACCGUAGUCAACUAUGCGUCCGGAAACGUCGCCGGGUGGGAUGAUAUUCACGCUGCCUCACUCGGGGGGCGUUUAGCCUUUGUGUCUGAUCUACCAGGCUCUGUUCGAUACCUCAAGUCUACAUUGCGAGGACUUGUCAGCUGGGCACCGCAUUACGUGUUGCUCUGUAUCCCGGCCAAUUGCGGCGAUGAAACACCGGAAAAUGAACCGACGGGAACGGAGCACGCCGAGAUCGAUCUUUGUCUAUCCUAUCUAGAUCUAUGUCUGAAGUUAGAGGUGCCUGUUCUGAUUGUGAUCACCAAGCUAGACAUUGCUUCCCGGGGAGGGCUCCGAGAAAAUCUGGCAAGAGUUCUGUCCGCUCUCAAGGCCGCUGGCCGCAAACCUGCAAUGCUCCCAGCGUCACCUGCAAGCGACAAGACCGUUGAUCUUCAGCAAAUCAAACCCGCAGACACCAAAGACGCCCAGAAGACGAUUCUGGCGGCCGAUGGGAACUGGUCGCACACCGUGCCCAUUGUCCUCGCCAGUGCCGUCGAUGGCACGGGCAUUGGAAAGCUUCAUGCUUUCUUGCGGUAUUUACCCAUACCAAAGCGGCCACCUCAGCGCAUUCUACGCCUACCUAAAACAGAGCCUUCUGCGCCCUGCAUCUCUGCCAACGUUUUCGCCGUGGAUGAAGUUUUCGCGAUCCCCCCUCCAAAGUCUAUUCAAUACCCACGACUAAGGCCGCCCAAAACGAACGUGGUAUGGUACUGUGCGGUCUCCAUUUCAAUUGGCGACGAGAUGGUCAUCGGCCCCAUUCUUGUUGACACCUCAAGCGACUCGGGCAACGAGCCUCCGCCCCCGGGGCCACUAUCCCGGGGUGGACCUGGCCCCACGACCGAGUUUUCGGCAUCCUUCGCUCAGAGCUUAUUGUUUGCCAAGGAUCCAACAUCAGCACAAGCAAGGUGGCAACGUGUGCGCGUUGUCAGCGUGCGUGAUCUACGUCUCCCAGUCCGACGCCUUAUCGAAGACCAAGUCGGGACGAUUGGCAUCGAGCUCAUUUCCUCUGCAGAUGAUGGGCGGUUGCCCCGUCUCGGCCGCAUCCGUAAGGGCAUGGUUCUUUCGGAUUUGCACAAAUUACCGUUCCUCAGCCACCUCGGCACUCAACCUGCUCCACUUCAAUCGUCCGUUCCCUCUUCCACAUUACCCUUGCCGUUUCACACUGGUUUCUGCGCCACAUUCCCCGCCUCUGCCUUCUCUGCCCCACGCUCGCCCCCUCUCCUGCUGGGUGGUAAUGCCAUCGCGUAUAUUGCCAACCUCCGCACCACCGUGCGAGUCGUGUGCAUGGCGCUAGCCGGCGCCGGCGACGAUCGCCCCUCCGACCCGUCCUCCCCCUCAGAACCGGAGUUCUUCAGCUUCGACGGUGACGGCCAGGGUUCGCCAAGUUGGGAGAAGCCGAGCAGCAGCAGUAGUAAUGGUGCGACGACGGGUUCCACAUCUGUGCAUGUAGGUGGUGGUAGUAGCAUUGGCCACGACCAUGGCCACGGGAAUGGCACCGCCAGUCAUGAUGUGACUCGUCGUUCCUCCACCGCAGAUAUCAGCAAGGUCGUCGCUGGCACGGCCUCUUCUACCCCUGCUGCCCUUGGGACCGCUCCAUCCGCCCACCAGCCCCUUAGCGAGGAUGUGAAAAUUAGUUUCACCUUUGUCACCUCCGUCGAGUGGAUCGAGCUCGGCUCCCAGGUCCUCGUUAUGCCCGGGGUCUCCAUGGCGUCUUCGUCUGGCGUUGCGGUGGCCUCGGCCGCGGAGUCUGGGUCUGCGGCUGGGACGGUGCCGAUGUCUGGCCUCGAGGGUUUCGUAGGAACCGUGUGCGAUGUCGUGUCGGGAAAAAUUCCGGGAAUUGAAGUCUAA